ACCUCCGCAGGGGGUGGCCUCGCGUCUCCCAUGUCUGCAUGCUCGGAAGCAGGGGUCGGCCGGCGAGAAGCAUCGCAAUUCCGGUCUGGCUUCCCCACUGCCUGUGACUGACCGACUGCGGGCAGGUCGCUGGUUCCCUGGCACGUCACCAUCUGCCUCUGAACACCGAGACUACUAACCGUGGCGACUGCAUCGGAGGAUGCACGCCUGUCAGUGGUGGAACACAGAUCCCCGCACGGCUCUACCAAGACCAUGUCUGUUCCGUCAUCACGGAGCCAGUCGGCCAUUAAUGCCAACAGCCACGGAGGUCCAUCACUCAGCCUGCCCCUGCCCCUGCACGCUGCCCACAACCAGCUGCUCAACGCCAAGCUGCAGGCCACAGCUGUGGGACCCAAGGACCUGCGCAGCGCCAUGGGGGAGGGUGGUGGGCCUGAGGCAGGCCCUGCCAAUGCCAAGUGGCUAAAAGAGGGCCAGAACCAGCUCCGGCGGGCUGCCACAGCCCACCGUGACCAGAACCGCAAUGUGACCUUGACCCUGGCAGAGGAGGCCAGCCAGGAGGCUGAAACAGCACCUUUGGGCCCCAAAGGCUUAAUGCAUCUAUACUCUGAGCUGGAGCUCUCGGCCCACAACGCGGCUAACCGAGGGCUUCGUGGACCUGGUUUGAUCAUCAGCACCCAAGAGCAGGGACCAGAUGAGGAAGAGGAGAAGGCAGCAGGCGAGGCCGAGGAGGAUGAUGAAGAUGAAGAAGAGGAGGAGGAGGAGGACUUGACUUCUCCCCAAGGGCUACCUGAGCCUCUGGAGAGUGUGGAUGUCCCCUCUGCUCCCCAGGCUCUCACAGAUGGUCCCCGGGAACACAGCAAGAGUGCCAGCCUCCUGUUUGGCAUGCGGAACAGCGCAGCCAGUGACGAGGACUCAAGCUGGGCCACCUUAUCCCAGGGCAGCCCGUCCUAUGGCUCCCCGGAGGACACAGGUAGUGGACAUCAUACCCAGACCCCAGACUGGAUCCUUUCCACUUCAGAUUCCUUCUGGAACCCCAACGCCUUCGAGACGGAUUCCGACCUGCCGGCUGGAUGGAUGAGGGUCCAGGACACCUCAGGGACCUAUUAUUGGCACAUCCCGACAGGAACCACCCAGUGGGAGCCCCCAGGCCGGGCGUCGCCCUCCCAGGGGAGCAGCCCCCAAGAGGAGUCGCAGCUCACCUGGACUGGCUUUGCCCAUGGAGCAGGCUUUGAGGAAGGAGAGUUUUGGAAGGAUGAACCCAGCGAGGAGGCUCCAAUGGAGCUGGGACUGAAGGACUCUGAGGAGGGGACAUUGCCCUUCCCAGCUCAGAGUCUCAGCCCAGAGCCAUUGUCCCAAGAGGAGGAGAAGCUGCCCCCAGGGAACAGCAACCCAGGGAUCAAGUGCUUCGCUGUGCGCUCCCUAGGCUGGGUGGAAAUGACCGAGGAGGAGCUGGCCCCAGGACGCAGCAGUGUGGCAGUCAACAAUUGCAUCCGUCAGCUGUCCUACCACAAAAACAAUCUGCACGACCCCAUGGCCGGGGGCUGGGGGGAGGGCAAGGACCUUCUGCUGCAGCUGGAGGACGAGACGCUGAAGCUGGUGGAGCCCCAGAGCGAGGCGCUGCUGCACUCCCAACCCAUCGUCAGCAUUCGCGUGUGGGGCGUCGGGCGGGACAGUGGAAGAGAGAGGGACUUUGCCUACGUAGCCCGGGAUAAGCUGACCCAGAUGCUCAAGUGCCACGUGUUCCGCUGUGAGGCACCUGCCAAGAACAUCGCCACCAGCCUGCAUGAGAUCUGCUCGAAGAUCAUGGCUGAACGGCGCAGUGCUCGCUGCUUGGUAAAUGGACUGUCCCUGGACCACUCUAAGCUUGUGGACGUCCCUUUCCAAGUGGAAUUCCCCGCACCCAAGAAUGAGUUGGUGCAAAAGUUUCAAGUUUAUUACCUGGGGAAUGUACCUGUCGCUAAACCUGUUGGCGUGGACGUUAUUAAUGGGGCCCUGGAGUCAGUCCUGUCCUCCAGCAGCCGAGAGCAGUGGACUCCAAGCCAUGUCAGCGUGGCCCCUGCGACCCUCACCAUCUUGCACCAGCAGACAGAGGCAGUGCUAGGGGAGUGCCGGGUGCGCUUCCUCUCCUUUCUGGCCGUGGGCCGAGAUGUCCACACUUUCGCGUUCAUCAUGGCUGCCGGCCCAGCCUCCUUCUGCUGCCACAUGUUCUGGUGUGAGCCCAAUGCUGCUAGCCUCUCAGAGGCAGUGCAGGCUGCCUGCAUGCUCCGCUACCAGAAGUGUCUAGACGCCCGCUCCCAGACCUCCACCUCCUGCCUCCCAGCACCUCCUGCCGAGUCCGUCGCCAGGCGUGUAGGGUGGACUGUCCGCAGGGGCGUCCAGUCGCUGUGGGGCUCCCUUAAACCCAAACGUCUUGGGGCCCAGACCCCAUGAAGAACCCCCUCCCUCCUCCCUCCACCUGCUUACAGUUGGGCACCAGGGAACUCAAGGGUUUGGGGCAGGGAGGGACUCUGGAUGCCAUUCCUAGGACUCAGGUCCCCUGGGCUGCCUCUCCUCAGUAGCUGGGGUUCCCUGAAAGUGAUAACACAAGAAGAAGAGGAAGCAAGGCCAGCUCCAGGCUUUCCAUCCUGUGGGUGUGAGGUGGAGCUGGAGGAACUGGUCCCAACCAGGCCCUGUCCUCACAAGGCCCAGCAGGGGCAGGAGGAGGGGACUGGUCCAGGCAUGGGUCCCCUCUCCCUUGCUCUGUGGGCUCCUCUGCUGUACUGAUACCACUAAUAAAGUCUGUCUGCGCUGC
Molecule: messenger RNA, 2791 nt
Organism: Jaculus jaculus (lesser Egyptian jerboa)
Lineage: Eukaryota; Metazoa; Chordata; Mammalia; Rodentia; Dipodidae
Gene: Apbb1
Product: amyloid beta precursor protein binding family B member 1
Exons: 16
Coding region: 253-2430 (725 amino acids)
Biological process (GO): regulation of DNA-templated transcription
Cellular component (GO): nucleus; cytoplasm
Molecular function (GO): transcription factor binding; amyloid-beta binding
Source: RefSeq, a predicted model, not a curated record